Mycena citricolor is the source of this 324-nucleotide messenger RNA. The record is from the annotation of a GenBank genome assembly. Lineage: Eukaryota; Fungi; Basidiomycota; Agaricomycetes; Agaricales; Mycenaceae.
CGGCACAUGACCGUGGCGUCUAUUAAUCACCUGCGAGUCUGCGUCUUCCGCGCCGUGCUCGACUCUUCUGAGCUGUGUGAUGGAUGUGUCUGAGCUGUGAUAUAAGUGGAGUGCCGUGCGAGGGAGCUCACAGCGAACACAUCUGUUAUGUUUCUGCGCAGUGUCCUGACUACUUUUCUGUGUGCUGCGGCGGCUCAGGCCUUCAGCUGGACCGCCACGCCCUUCAACCCGUCGUCUAUCCCUUUGGCUGUGCGCACGCCGUACCUCAGUGCAUGGCUUCCUCAAGGCGCUGGAGCUGCUCUGAAUGACGUCUGGCCCACGUUC